AAAGAUUAGCUAUAUAUACAGGGACAGUGUAGGCGGGUGUUGUAGUUCAAGCUAGCAGUCGGUCCUCGGUUGUAAAUCUUUUCGUCUCGGAUCCGCAGCGGUGGGAGUUUAUUACGCAGAUUAAACAUGGCUGGCGGUAAAGCAGGAAAAGACUCGGGGAAGACCAAGACUAAGGCUAUUUCGCGCUCCCAGAGAGCAGGACUGCAGUUCCCGGUAGGUCGUAUCCACAGACACCUCAAGUCGAGAACCACCAGCCACGGCAGAGUGGGAGCCACUGCAGCCGUAUACAGCGCCGCCAUCCUCGAAUACCUUACAGCUGAGGUUCUGGAGUUGGCAGGAAACGCAUCUAAGGAUCUGAAGGUGAAGCGUAUAACGCCACGCCACUUGCAGUUGGCCAUCAGAGGAGAUGAAGAGCUGGAUUCACUCAUCAAGGCAACCAUUGCUGGAGGAGGUGUGAUCCCCCACAUCCACAAGUCUCUGAUUGGAAAGAAGGGCCAGCAGAAGACCGUAUAACCUGAAGUGCCGAGCUGUGGACGUCGUGCCAUCUCAGGACGAAGUCUGCGUCAACUGGUUAUUUGUCUUUAGAUUAGAACACCUGUAGGAGUCGUUUGUAUGGUUGAGCUUGCAUUUACUCACCUGGGGUAUUUUUUAAAAGUGGCUUCAGAGAAGCUCAUUUUUUGUGUGUUUGGCUUUUUUGUUUUUUCUUGGUGCUGCAGUUUUUGUGUCUAACCUUACUUUUGUGGCAUUCCCAUGUUCAAAGUGGUGUUUUAAUAAAGCUCUUGUUUGGGCAUUUGUUUUGCUCUUUCA
This is a messenger RNA of Solea senegalensis (Senegalese sole), 807 nucleotides long. RefSeq names its product histone H2A.Z. The transcript has 5 exons. Gene Ontology annotation, cellular component: nucleosome. Gene Ontology annotation, molecular function: structural constituent of chromatin; protein heterodimerization activity; DNA binding. Bases 127 to 513 code for a protein of 128 amino acids. Lineage: Eukaryota; Metazoa; Chordata; Actinopteri; Pleuronectiformes; Soleidae. The record is from RefSeq and is a predicted model, not a curated record.